Molecule: messenger RNA, 2063 nt
Organism: Harpegnathos saltator (Jerdon's jumping ant)
Lineage: Eukaryota; Metazoa; Arthropoda; Insecta; Hymenoptera; Formicidae
Gene: Hand
Product: heart- and neural crest derivatives-expressed protein
Exons: 3
Coding region: 513-1424 (303 amino acids)
Biological process (GO): regulation of transcription by RNA polymerase II; developmental process
Molecular function (GO): DNA-binding transcription factor activity, RNA polymerase II-specific; protein dimerization activity; RNA polymerase II transcription regulatory region sequence-specific DNA binding
Source: RefSeq, a predicted model, not a curated record
CGCGAGGGAUAGAUCGCUACCAUACCGAAUUCUGCUUUCUCAGUGUCACUUUGACCGCACGUCCGAGAUCGGUACAUCAUCAUCUCUCAGCCGAGACUGGCAAGAGCGACUUUGACUUUGCGCUGCCGUCGAUGACGAGUUUUCGAUUCUCGAGCGGGUGCAAAGUUCACUUCACCCGAGCGAGAUCCUGAGACGCAUAAUCUAACUUGUAAUAACAAUCGAUGCGAGGGAAGAAACGUAACGAGAUCUAUCUAAUACGACAGUCUAAAGUAACGAGUUCCUUUAACCGUGAUGUAAUGCGACAGAUGUAACGGACGGUCAUCACGGACAUCAACAUAAUCGGCUUAUAAGUAACAAUUAAGUCUAUUGACCGAAUUCUGUUGAAUUCAAGUCAAUUCGAGUCAAGUUGCGUAGCAGAGAGGAGUAAGUUUGGUGAAAUACACGCUGUUAAAGUGCGAUCGGACGAGUGUUUGGACGAGUGUUUGGAGGAGGAAUCUGACCUGGAGGAGGUAAUGAUGCUCGGUGGAUACGAGGCACAAGCGGAAUAUUAUCCGCAGUGGCAUCAACCCUACAAUUAUGUCACUCAGCUUCCCUACGGGCCACUCGGCUCGGUGGUGACCUCGGCUCCCGAUGCUGACAGCCAGUCGACGUAUUGGGGCGCCGAUUCUGGCAUUUCGGGGGACAGUUCCGGAGCAGGUAGCCCUACCGCUUCGACGCCACCCCUGAUCGAGGAGAUUGGUAUACAGGAGCCAAGUUAUUCGCCCGUGCAGCAGUACGCACAACCGUCGGCCGGUCAGCACUAUGCAGCCACCCUGCAGUAUCCACAGCAGCAGGAAACGUCGCCCCACCAUCAUCAUCAUCAUCUGCAUCACCAUCAUCACCAUCAUCAUCAGUCUAGUCACAGACGAGGCGAGCACGAGUAUGCGAACGUGCAGGUCGGCGGUCAGCAGCAGGUCAUCGGUGGGGUCGUUGCCUCGCUUCAACAGCACCUUCAUCAGGGUGUACGCGAGGGUGAUGUCGUGCCCAGGCCGAAGAGGCGGAACACCGCCAAUAAGAAGGAGAGGAGACGCACGCAGAGCAUAAACAAUGCCUUUGCCGAUCUGAGAGACUGCAUACCGAACGUGCCAGCGGAUACCAAAUUAUCGAAGAUCAAAACUCUGAGACUAGCAGCGUCCUACAUCGGAUACCUGAUGGCGGUUUUGGAAAGCGACGAAGGAGAGGAGCCACAGACCUUUCGCGCGGAGAUCCUUUCGAACGGCAGGAGGAACAAAGCGGCUCAGCCCAAUCAGAAUGAGUCGUGUUUGCAAUCCGCCUCGAAUCUCGGUCACGAAGAGUCAACGAAGAGCAAAGGACGAACGGGAUGGCCGCAGCACAUGUGGGCCCUCGAAUUGAAACAAGAAUCACCGACCAGCCAGAUGCAAUAAAAUACAUGGGAGUCACUUCUGUCAAAACAUAUCCGCGACAUUUCACAAAAUAUCGUCUCAAGUGAACGUUUAUGUAUACUUUUUGUUUGCGACUGUCGUUACUACUGGACGUCGAAAAGAUGUGAUUCGUGACUCGUCUUGAUUUGUUCGCCGCGCGUUUCUCUUUUAGAGAUGUCUUUGGAAGAUUAUAAAUCGUGAGAGAGAGAGAGAGAGAGAGAGAGAGUUGAGAAUGAAGCGAGACUGUAAAAAUUGUCAAAUUUUGAGAAAAGAUAGACACUUUGCGGAAUCGCGGAAUCGCAGCAUUGCUAUGCUUAUCGGAAGAUACAAUUGUUAUUCAGUGUAAAAAGGGCAGAAUCGUUUGUACAUAAUAAUACGCGUUCAUAAUCAUUGUGUAUAUACAUAGAAUUUCUUUCUCUUUGUAGCGGUCGAUAUUCCUAGCUAUGAGAGCCAAAGAACAUUAUUUUAUCGACGAAACUCUUUGCAAACCAAACGACAUAAAUCAGUCGUUAAUUAAAAUGCUUGAUUUCGAGGCAUCGUUGAUUAGAACAGUAAGAAUCUUUGUAAAGUUUUGUAUAAAGCAUCUAUCAAGUACGAAAAGAAAAGAAAUGUAUAAAGUGUCGCUAAUAAUAAAGGACAUAC